AUGUCCAUGACCGGAGAGUCCCCUAUCCAUGAGGAACCUGAAAGUAAGCUUGCUGAUGGGCUAUCAGCAGCGAAGAAUCCAGCGAGGAUUCAAAUUUACAAGUCUACUCCAACCAAAAGGGUUAGUCAGGGUUCAAGCUCAACGCCUUCGCCUACGAAACAGCAGUUGAAGGUCCGUUCCGAGGCAAACAAGCUGUUGCAAUUGUUACAAUACAAGAAGGUCCAAAAUGGUUUUAUGCUUGAUAUGAAGGACGCGUUUUCUGACCACUCCCUGGCAAGCCCGUCAACGAAAGAUACUCCUAAGAGCUCACCCAGUAAUCUGGAACGGCUCCCGUUAUCAAAGGCAGGCUCCAGUUUUCAUAAUAGAAUCUCAAAAAUGCUAAGCAAUCCGUCAUCCCCAUCUCUGCGAAGUACGGAAUCAGGGCAGAAUGCCAGAAGUAAGGAACGACCUCUUUCAGCUUCCCUCCAAAUCUCAACUGAAAAUUCUCCACGCACCGCUAGAAGUCCGUCGAGUGUAUCUGGGCACUUGUCCCCUGGCUCUCUUAACUUGCGUCCCUCCCAAUCGGCGGAACCAUCAGCAAAUAUCAAUGCUACAACACUUAGAGCAGAGCUUGUUGCCGAACCCAGUACUCCAACGCCCCAGCCCCGCGAAAGCAACAACUUUCAGGACUAUAAACCAAACUCAACACAGACAAAUGAGUCCUCGACAAACUUGGAAAUAGUUCGCGACGGACUAUCGGAUAUACGAGCGCAUCGGCAGGUUUUACAAUCUAAACUCACUUCAACGGGUUAUGAUAGUACACAUUCUAGUUCUGGAAGUCAACCCACUCCUGCAAAGCCAACCAGUGCCGAACAGAAAAAUGUAUUUUCGACUUCACUUCCGAGCAAGCAGCCAUCGCUGCACAUAGAAUCUAGAGCUUCGACUAAUCAGAUUGCGCAUACGGGACUUAUCGCGAGUCCUUCAAAAAUUGAGGGCAAGGAUUGGCAAGCAUCCUCCAACUCACUAAAUGUCGAUCAAGCUAACACAUUGGAUAGUCGAUCGUCGUUGACUUCAGUCUUGACACCUCAAGGGGUUUCACAACAGGUAAGGAAAGCCAGUGCUGGUCCCGAUACGUCUUCGGCUCUGCAGGAGCCUAAGCUAACACCGUCACAAGUACCAAAUUUCUCAUUUGCGACAUCCUACACGAAACUUGAGCGUUUCGCGAACGAGCGCGAAUCAGCUAAAAGCAGUGACGCAGUCGCAGCGAAUAGCCUGAAACAGUCACUCCCACGGGCUGACAAUACAGCAAAUAUGGCUAGUAAAGUGACUAACCAAGAUGGCGGUAAAGAGGAAGCACCUAAUGGGCAAACCCAGCCAACCUCGAAGGCAAUGAAAUCCUUGAGAAUGCUACCCCCUUUGCUGCCGGUCUAUCACCUCCCCAGCAGCGAUAUGCCCUUGCCGCAACAUUCUGAAAGUGCAAUUCCGGCCGUGAAUCGUAAGCGUGCCAACGAGGAUUCGUUUGAACAGAGUAACAGGGCAAAGAGACCAGAUAGCACUCAAACUGCAAAUGAUGCCUCUCCUUCUCUGUCCAACCCAGUAGCCAGUAAAUCUGUGCCUCAGGGCCUCUCUCAGGAUUCUGAUUUACGACUUAACUCGAUUGGGUCUAAACCUGGCCAAGAAACGCGGUCAAUUCUUGGCGUAGACAGCCCAUUACUAGAUUCCAGUAACAAAAAGAAAAGGCUAAGAUCUCAAAUUCCCCCAGGAGGUCCCAGAGUAAAGUUGAGGUCUCUGAACGAUGCUGCUCAAAACAAGGUUGGUAUAACCGAAAACAUAAUUGCGUUGUCUGAAGUGGUUGUUGGUUAUGAAGAUUUGAAGAGCGAAUGUCUUUUGAGAUCAAGUAGCGUCCCGCCAAAAGCGUUAUCUCAAACAGCUGACGAUGCUAAUGUCGCUACAUUAUUAAGGGCAGAGUCGGACGAUGUUUCGGGAAUUUCAAGUGUUCUCCCAAAUCCAUCGCCAAAGCCCGUCGACCCUCAUAAUGAGUUUCUGUCGCCAAGAAAUAAACUUUCAGAAAAUUCAACCCCAGUGAAGGGACGUAGUGAGUUCGAGAACACCCAAGCGUUGGAGUCAUCAGUGCUAAACCCCAACGAAUCUAUCAGAAGGACAAAUUUACAUUUGGCAACAACUAGCCCACUCGCAGUAAACAGUGGCGUCGAACUUCAUGCAAAUGAAGGGCAUUCUCAAAACCUCACUGGGCAUGCUGAUCCGGAGGCGGAUCGAAAGAAAAUCGAACGUACAAUUGCUCGUGAGUUGGGCACCAAGAUUGCAUCAAUGAAUCGUUUAAGGAAAUCAAGUUUAGUCCGACUUAUACAAUCUGGUAUUGUAAAUCAUUCACCUCUUAGAGCAGGCUCUUGGGUGACGAGCAGCAAUAAUAUCUGCAACAUCAAUAAUUAUGAGAUGAGUCCAGUGCUUUAUUUACAGCACUUAUCUAAAAGGGGUAGACUGGAAACGUUCAGCUCUGCCGUCAUCGAAUUUCCGCAGCUAAAAGGGACAGUGGACUCGCUUGAUGCUUUCACGAAAGAAGACCUCAUGAAGCGUGUACAAAGCGCCGUCUUCUAUGUUAGUGCGCGUGGCGCCAAUUCUCUGACCUCCGAUGAAAAAGCCGUAUUCGAUAGUCGCCUCCAUAAUUUAAGAAAUUAUUCCAAGAGGCUAAAGUUUAAACUCUCCGAUGAAGUUAAUUCUAAUGUUAGCGUUGCCAUUACUGUUACCGACUUCUUGGAUGGCCCAGAUUCCUUGGUAGAAAUGGAUGCCAAAGCACAAAUAUGGAGCUAUGCAUAUGCCUUAAAUGUUUUUGAACUGCUGACUGGUGAAGCAGGUAAACCGUUUGAAGAUGUUAACAGAACUAAGCAAAUUGACACUCCGCCAAUGUUGAAUUUGAUCUCCAAGGUUGAGAGGAGGGAAACAGAGGUCAUCGAGCCCGAUAUUGAGACUUCAAGGCAACAAGCUGCGAUCUCCGAUUUCACCAUUCUUGAAAAAAAGUCUCUUGAACAAUGCUUCAGAGACAGUGUUUCGCAGAAGGCAGAUACGUUGGCCUGUUUGAAUUUGUUAGUCCAAAGACUGAGCGCAGUCCCAAGACCAGAAAACCCGGAUGAGAUAAUAUCAGGAAUAGCUAAGUGCACUGCAGAUCUUUCACAAGAGAAAAGUCGAGAUGUAGCUUCUCUUGCACUUAUCUCCGACGCCGGAGAUACACUUCGACGUUUAACUAGUGAAGUAAUCACCGAUCAGAUGAAGAUAGCUUCCUUACAUGGACAAAUUUCUAACAUGAACAGUGAAAUUACGGCUCUUAAGGAACGAGUCGAAGAAGAGCGCCAAAGAAAUGAUAAGUGGCUAUUCGUCUUUAGGGCUUUGGUUGGGAAGACCGGAAGUGGAAGGGACAGGAAUGCCACAUUUUCCGCUAAUGACCACAGCGAACGGGAGAACGUCGAAAUUGAAAGGGUAGACUCAAGAUCCCGAAAUACGCCAAAGGAGAUGGUUGCUGAGAGCGUUCUCGAGAAGAAUGUUCGCGAGAACAUCCAUCUUAUUAAAAAUGCACUUCGCAAGAACCCCGAAAGCCAUGAAAAUGCGAAUAUAACAAGAGACGCCUCAGGUACCCAACAAGAAACCAAUUCAUUAUCAAUUGCUAAAUCCGAUACAGCUAAUGGCAAAAUGAAGUCAGCUACUAACGAAACUAAUUCUGCACUUGCCACUCAUAAUGAUCUCACAUUAAUAAGGAACGAUUUGCAGAGAAGUCAUGAAACUUUGAAAAGGAGCAUGACUACGCAAAUUGAUCUGCAGAAUAAUAUUUCGAGAAUAGAGGCAGAUCGCAAUGGUUUAAGAAAGGCGCUGUCUCUCCAAACAAAGCAACUUGAAGACCAGAAAAAAGAGAGUGAUAUGCGACACGCGCAGUCAUUGGCAGUUAUACACGAGCAACGCCGAUUGGUUUCAGAUCUUUCAAAUAAUAUGGACGUCGAGGUUGCCAAGAGAAAAGCCAUGAGCAUCCAGGUUGAGGCGCUGAUCGCUAGCUCGAAUGCAAACGAUAGGGGCUAG
Lachancea dasiensis is the source of this 4062-nucleotide messenger RNA. The record is from the annotation of a GenBank genome assembly. Lineage: Eukaryota; Fungi; Ascomycota; Saccharomycetes; Saccharomycetales; Saccharomycetaceae.